Molecule: messenger RNA, 1114 nt
Organism: Dermacentor andersoni
Lineage: Eukaryota; Metazoa; Arthropoda; Arachnida; Ixodida; Ixodidae
Source: RefSeq, a predicted model, not a curated record
CCAGUAGCAGUGCCUCUCGUGGCAGGUGCAGCAAGCGCAGCACGCUCAGCCCGCACAGCCCCUUGAACGGCACUGGCUCGUGCGGUCUCCGUUCGGAAUUCGGGAACCGCCCCUAGCAGCGAGCGUGAGCAGCUACGAUGCCCGAGGAGUCGAACAAGGCGGCCGGCGACACUCUGGAGACGAGCGCGCUCGACAAGACCGAGAUGAGCGAGACAUCGUCGGCCAAGCAGCAGCAGCAAUCGCACUCGAGCCCGUCGUCACUGAAGCGGCACCUGCGAAAGACCUACGGUCGCCGCCCCAUGGAGCUGGUGAACCGCUAUUUCCGCUCCAUGUUCGACCUUGCCUCGUACGCCAACAACGCAGCGUUCCUGAUGCGUUGCCGCGCCAUGCGGGUCGUGCCGCGGGCCUACCGCGUCGAGUGCCGCGACAUCAAGAACACCCGGCACGUGGUGCGCAUCUUGGACGAGUGCAGCUACCGGCUCAUGCUGGCCGACCUGGACUACAACCGCCUGCGAAAGGUACAGGUGUCGCGUCUCUUGGAACGUCUCCACGAGAAGCUCGAGAAGAUCAUGUCCCCGGAUGACCUGAGGAACGUGGUGCUUCUGGCCAAGGGAAAGUACGAGAAUGUUUUCGAGGCCACCAGAGACAAGCAGCGGGCCAUGUUUGCUGACCUGCUCAAAGAGUACGACAUCGAGCCGAAGAAGACGGAGGAAAACGAAGAAUGACGCGGCAGGAGCUCUUCCUGCGAGAGCGGUCGAGCCGGUCCGAGCCUUCGACUCCCCUCCCAAGUCUGCCUUUCUUCUUUUUUUUUUUUUUCUCUCAUCUUCGUCGGUGUCGCGAGACAAGUGCGCCAAGAUCAAGCUGACCGACCAGGGCUAUGGAUCGGCGUGCGCCUGAGGCUCCAUCGCAGCUUCAAAGAAGUGAAACUGUAAGCCCAGGUGACUUCCAUGGACUGGGAAAAGUCAAGCAAGCCCGGGGGCUUUUCAUUUUUUCUUUGUUACCUUGGCGUUGUGGGUUAACGUGAACGCGAGCACGUGCUUUAAUGUCGGCCGUGGAAAGCCAUCUGCCCUUUCUGGGUGCGUUCCCGGUGCUGAAUAAAAGCUUGUUGAUUUAA